CCACUCAAGAGCAUCAUUCCCUUCCUUCCUACUGGUACAUAACCCAAUCAACCCACGCUAUCUCCACUCCUACUUGGACAUCCUCGCCUCCUCCAACUUCCCAAUUAAGUACCACAAACCUAGAAAAGACAGAAACAACAAAUCCACCAAGAUGAAGCUCCUAACCCUCAACUUCCUCACCUGCGCCAUCAAAACCUGCAAAUCGUCGCCCUCGUCCUUCCCCUUGCACCCGCGCGACGCAGAGCUCGAAAUCGUCGAGGCCGACCUGAACCUCAAGUUCCUGGAGAAUAUCCUGCCGAGGCUGAUGUGGGAUGAGCUGAGAGUUGUGGUUGACGAGCUCGGUCUCCCAACCCUCCCGCCAACUAUUCCCACGAGAGCAGACCUCGUCGCGCCCUCCUCCCCCACCUCCUCAUCUUCUUCAUCCGAUCCGGCUCCCAGCCAAACCGCGCGCGAUCUUCACCGCAUACUUAUCGAGACGUGUGUGAGGGAGGGGAAACUGGUGUGUGGGAACUGUGGACACGAGUAUGCGGUUAAGGAGGGGGUUGCGAAUUUCUUGCUGCCGGCGCAUUUGGUUUAGGUGGUGACAGGGAAGAAAGGAGGGAUGAGAGGACUGGGGAGUUGUCUGAGGAUUGAAAGGAAGGACUGCGCGGAUUGUUUACGUGGGCGGUGGAGGAGAUCCACAAAAGAUGAGAUGGAUCGGCUGGCUCUCCAUCAGAGCGAUUUUUGGCGCAUUGUGGAAGAGGAGUGACAGUGACACAGACCACAAGAUAUGAUACCCUUUUCCUUAUCUAAAGUCAGAGAGUAUGGGAUAUGGUGUCCUACUCUCAUACAUACAGGAGACACCACCCGAUGCAAAUCAAAAGCAAACUCCGGGACUUAAUGACGGAGUCCAUUCGAACGUAGUGCUCUCACAGCUGCAAUACCAAAUCAC
Molecule: messenger RNA, 931 nt
Organism: Westerdykella ornata
Lineage: Eukaryota; Fungi; Ascomycota; Dothideomycetes; Pleosporales; Sporormiaceae
Product: Trm112p-domain-containing protein
Exons: 2
Coding region: 152-577 (141 amino acids)
Biological process (GO): peptidyl-glutamine methylation; tRNA methylation; rRNA (guanine-N7)-methylation
Molecular function (GO): protein heterodimerization activity
Source: RefSeq, a predicted model, not a curated record